AUAAGCGUAGCCAGGAUGCUCCUUAGAGAUAAUCUGCUGGGAAUCUCUUGGGUUGACAGUACCUGGAUCCCCAUUUUGAACAGUGGUAGUGUCCUGGAUUACUUUUCAGAAAGAAGUAACCCUUUUUACGACAGGACAUGUAAUAAUGAGGUGGUCAAAAUGCAGAGACUAACGUUAGAACAUUUAAAUCAGAUGGUUGGAGUGGAAUACAUCCUUUUACAUGCUCAAGAGCCCAUUCUUUUUAUUAUUCGAAAGCAACAGCGACAGUCCCCUACGCAAGUUAUCCCACUAGCUGAUUACUAUAUCAUUGCUGGAGUGAUUUAUCAGGCACCAGACUUGGGAUCGGUUAUAAAUUCCAGAGUGCUUACUGCAGUGCAUGGCAUUCAGUCAGCUUUUGAUGAAGCUAUGUCAUACUGUCGAUAUCAUCCCUCCAAAGGAUAUUGGUGGCAUUUCAAAGAUCAUGAAGAGCAAGAUAAAGUCAAACCCAAAGCCAAAAGGAAAGAAGAACCAAGCUCUAUUUUCCAGAGACAACGUGUGGAUGCCUUACUCUUAGACCUUAGACAAAAAUUUCCACCUCGAUUUGUGCAGCAAAAGUCUGGAGAAAAGCCUGUCCCAGUGGAUCAGACAAAGAAAGAGGCAGAACCUGUACCAGAAGCUGUAAAAUCUGAGGAGAAAGAGACCACAAAGAACGUCCAACAAACAGUGAGCACAAAAGCCCCCUCUGAGAAACGAAUGAGACUCCAGUGAGUACUUGACAAAGAGAAGCUUGCAAGACUCCUCUUGUCCAUUGUCAUACCUCAUUUCUGUGGCAAGCUCUUAAGCUUUAACAUAUUUUGUCACAGUUCUUUCCUUUGUAUGGAAUAUGCUUGUUUUUUUUUUUAAGGAUGUUGUUUCCAUCAUGUUUUCUGUGUGAACAUUUCUUACGUAUCUUUUGUAACCUUUCCCAUACUGGACUUGAUCAGCCUACCCACUCACAUGUGUACCGGGAUACAUAUGCUUAAACAUAAUAAAGGUAUUUGUAUAUAUUGCUUCGUCAUGACGUUUUUUCCCACUUCCUGCUCCUUUUGAAAUUUUUUCAGCUGUACAUCGUGAACACGUAGAUCAGUAUUAAAGUAGUAACUUAUUAUUAUUUUUUUUUAUUAGUUAUAUAUUCCUCAUUACAGUUUGGAAGAUAUAGAAAAGGAAGAAAUCACCCUACAAGUACUGUAACAGUGUUAUAAAUGUUUAGUCUUCUUUUUCUGCACAUAGAUACAUUCAAUACUGUAGUUUGUAAUUAUUCUGUUCAUACAAUUUUACUUUAGCAUAUUGUAUUUGUUGUAAGCAUUUCCUCAUGUUUAUGUAGUUUUUAUAGACCCAUCUAUUUUAGCGACUGAAUAGUUUCUGUGUGUGAUUUUAUCACAGUUUUCUUAACCUUUUCCUGUGGUAUAUUUAGGUUUGUUCCAGUUCGUAGUAUUUUAAAUAAAGCUGCAGUGAUUAUAUUUGCUUAUAAUGCUUUUUUAAUAUUUAGUACUUAUUUCCUUAGGAUAGGGUCCCACACGUAGAAUCACUGGAGUCUGUACAUUUUUAUUGUUCUUAAUGUGUAUUGCCAAGUAGUUUCGGUCAAAAGGUUUGGACUGAUUAUCAUUGACAGCACAGUAUGAAAAUACCAGGUCCUCCAGAACCUUUCUACCACUGCCUAUUGCCAUUUACAUUUUUUGUGCUAAUUAAUUAGCAAAAAAUCUUGUAUUAUUAUUUUAAGUGGUUGAACGAUUUUUCUUUUUUGUUUUCUGCUUUUAUGAAGUGACUAAUUUUCUGUAUUAUGUGAGAUUUUUCUUUUAACAUAAUUUGGGCUUACAGAAAAGUUGUAGGAAUAAAUAAAAGAAUUCCUAUAUGUAUACUUUCAUCUGGAAUGCCUGUAUAUUAAUAUUUUUCCGUAUUUGCAUUAUUCUUUAUCUCACUCUCAUGCUGUCAUUUGCUGUUUUUGUGUGUGUGUGUGUAUAUAUAUGUGUAAUGUGUGACUAUAUAUAUGUAUGUAUAUGUGUGUGUGUGUAUGAGACAAAUGUGUUUGUGUGUAUGAGACAAACAUAUGCACCCAUCUUUUAUUUUUGGAUUAUUUGAGAGUCCGUUGCAGUCAUAAUGCCCUUUUACCUCUAAGUACUUCAGUGAGUACAUUUCUUCAAUGUUAGUUGA
Messenger RNA from Loxodonta africana (African savanna elephant), 2169 nucleotides. RefSeq names its product mediator complex subunit 6 (gene MED6). The transcript is spliced from 8 exons. Bases 16 to 747 code for a protein of 243 amino acids. Gene Ontology annotation, cellular component: core mediator complex; mediator complex. The record is from RefSeq and is a predicted model, not a curated record. Gene Ontology annotation, biological process: regulation of transcription by RNA polymerase II. Gene Ontology annotation, molecular function: transcription coactivator activity. Lineage: Eukaryota; Metazoa; Chordata; Mammalia; Proboscidea; Elephantidae.